Molecule: messenger RNA, 2355 nt
Organism: Akanthomyces muscarius
Lineage: Eukaryota; Fungi; Ascomycota; Sordariomycetes; Hypocreales; Cordycipitaceae
Exons: 3
Coding region: 1-2355 (784 amino acids)
Biological process (GO): mitochondrial translational elongation
Cellular component (GO): mitochondrion
Molecular function (GO): GTPase activity; GTP binding; translation elongation factor activity
Source: RefSeq, a predicted model, not a curated record
AUGAGGGUUCUCAGCUCUGUCAGAUGGCUUAAUUGCCGUCUGAUCUCUGAUUCUUCGAGAGCCUCCGCCGGGUUCCGUGAUUUUAAGGUCGCUGGAGCGCCUUUCAACGCCCGGCGCGCAUUCAGCCAGUCCAGCACCCGCCACGGAGCGGCGCAAGAUGCUCUGAAGAAGGCGCAAGAAGAUGCUGCCAGUCUGACACCCGAGUACGUCGCCGCCAACAUGUCCGGCGAGGAGGCUGCUCGCCUCUCCCGAGUGCGAAACAUUGGUAUCGCCGCGCACAUUGACUCCGGCAAGACGACUGUCACCGAGCGCGUUCUAUUCUACACCGGCCGAAUCAAGGCGAUCCACGAAGUCCGCGGCAAGGAUUCUGUCGGCGCCAAGAUGGACUCUAUGGAUCUCGAGCGAGAAAAGGGCAUUACGAUUCAGUCCGCCGCGACCUUUUGCGACUGGAAAAAGACGGAAGACGGAAAAGAGGAGACCUACCACUUCAACCUGAUUGACACCCCCGGCCAUAUCGACUUUACCAUCGAGGUUGAGCGUGCCCUGCGCGUCCUCGAUGGCGCCGUCAUGAUUCUGUGUGCUGUCAGCGGCGUCCAGUCGCAGACCAUUACCGUCGAUCGCCAGAUGAAGCGCUACGACGUCCCCCGUAUCUCCUUUGUCAACAAGAUGGACCGCAUGGGCGCGAACCCCUGGAAGGCCGUCGAGCAGAUCAACACCAAGCUCAAGAUGCCCGCCGCCGCCAUCCAGAUCCCCAUUGGCGCCGAGGACGAGUUCCAGGGCGUCGUGGACCUGAUUGAGCGCAAGGCCAUGUACUUUGAGGCGCCCCGCGGCACCAAGAUCCGCAUCGAGGACAAGAUCCCCGCCAACCUCCAGGAUCUCGUCGAGGAGAAGCGCCAGGUCCUGAUUGAGAAGCUCGCCGAUGUCGACGACGAGAUUGCCGAAAUCUUCCUCGAGGAGCAGGAGCCUACCAUUGACCAGAUCAAGGCUGCCAUCCGCCGCGCCACCAUUGCCCGCAAGUUCUCGCCCGUCGUCAUGGGCUCCGCCCUCGCCGACAAGGCGGUCCAGCCCAUGCUCGACGCCGUAUGCGACUACCUGCCCAACCCGGGCCAGAUUGAGAACACGGCGCUCGACAAGCUCCGUGACGAAAAGACGGUCAAGCUCGUGCCCUACAACUCGCUCCCCUUUGUCGGCCUCGCCUUCAAGCUCGAGGAGAACAACUACGGCCAGCUCACCUACAUCCGCGUCUACCAGGGCACCCUCAACAAGGGCACCUACCUCUUCAACAGCCGCACCGACAAGAAGGUCCGCAUUCCUCGCAUCGUCCGCAUGCACUCCAACGAGAUGGAGGACGUCAGCGAGGUUGGCGCCGGUGAAAUCUGCGCCGUCUUUGGCGUCGACUGCGCCUCUGGCGACACCUUCACCGACGGCGGCCUGCCGUACACGAUGACGUCCAUGUUUGUUCCCGACGCCGUCAUGUCUCUGUCCAUCAAGCCGAAGCGCACCACCGACGCCGACAACUUCUCCAAGGCCAUGAACCGCUUCCAGCGCGAGGACCCGACGUUCCGCGUCCACGUCGACGCCGAGAGCGAGGAGACCAUCAUCUCCGGCAUGGGCGAGCUCCAUCUCGAGGUGUACGUCGAGCGCCUCAAGCGCGAGUACAAGACCGAGUGCGUCACCGGCCAGCCCCGCGUCGCCUACCGCGAGACCAUCUCCCGCCACGCCGACUUUGACUUUCUCUUCAAGCGCCAGUCGGGCGGCCCUGGUGACUACGCCCGCGUCGUCGGCUACAUCGAGCCCAACGACGACCCGAGCGAGAACUUUUACGAGAGCCAGGUCGUCGGCGGCACCAUCCCCGACAAGUUCCUCACGGCCUGCGCCAAGGGCUUCGAGCUCGCGGCCGACAAGGGCCCGCUGCUCGGCCACCGCGUCAUCGGCACCCGCAUGAUCAUCAACGACGGCGCCACCCACGUUACCGACUCGUCCGACCACGCCUUCAGCCUCGCCACGCAGAUGGCCUUCCGCAAGACCUUCCCCGAGGCCGGUGGCCAGGUGCUCGAGCCGCUGAUGAAGACGACCAUUACCGCGCCCAACGAGUUCCAGGGCGCCAUUCUCAUGCUCAUGAACAAGCGCAACGCCAUUGUGCACGACACCGACAUUGGCACCGAGGACUUUACCCUCACCUGCGACUGCAGCCUGAAUGCCAUGUUUGGCUUCAGCUCCCAGCUGCGCGCCGCCACCCAGGGCAAGGGCGAGUUCAGCAUGGAGUUUAGCCACUACGCCCCCGCGCCACCGCAUCUGCAAAAGGAGCUGGUGGCCAAGUACGAGGCUGAGCUCGACGCGAAGCGUUCAAAGUAA